UAAAAGACAAUAAAGCUCGCUCACAGAGCUCAGAGCUGCACUGAGAGGCGGAGCAGCUUUGGGCUGCAUCGUCAUAUUUCCUGAAAUGAAACUUAAAGUUCCUCUGAGCUGAAGCAGAGCUGCAGCCGAGACAAGUCUCUUUAUAUCUCUCCAAAGAAACAUUCAACUGAACCCAGAGGGUUUUCUCAACAACGCACACUGAGUGUAGACAUGGCUGCUGCCAGCUGUCUGCUGACUGAACAUCAGUUCCUGUGCUCCAUCUGUCUGGAUGUGUUCACUGAUCCAGUCACCAUACCAUGUGGACACAACUUCUGUAAAACCUGCAUCACUGAACACUGGAACGUUAAUGCCUCGUGUCAGUGUCCUAACUGUAAAAAGCUUUUCAACACAAGACCAGAGCUUCAUGUCAACACUUUCAUCUCUGAGAUGGCUGCUCAGUUCAGACAGUCAGCUCAACAGAAAGCCAGCAGCAGCAGCAGCUCAGAGCAACAAGUUUCCAAACCAGCAGAAGGUCUCUGUGACGUCUGCACUGGAACCAAACUGAAGGCACUGAAGUCCUGCCUGGUGUGUCUGGUCUCCUACUGUGAGACUCACCUGGAGCCUCAUCUGAAGAUGCCACGGCUGAAAAAACAUAAGCUGAUCGACCCUGUGGAGAACCUGGAAGACAGGAUGUGUAGGGAGCAUGAUAAACUUCUGGAAAUGUUCUGUAAGGAUGACCACAUGUGUGUCUGCAUGCUCUGCACUGUUUUGGAUCACAAGACACAUGAUGUUGUUCCUCUGAAGGAAGGAUAUGAAGGAAAGAAACUCGAGCUGGAAUCCGAAAUUCAGCAGAUGAUCCAGAAGAGACGACUGAAGAUUGAGGAGAUCAAACACUCAGUGAAGCUCAGUCAGAGAGGUGCAGACAGAGAGAUAGCAGAUGGUGUUCAGGUCUUCACCGCUCUGAAGGAGUCUGUUGAAAGAAUCCAGGCCGAGCUCAUCGACACGAUCAAAGAGAAGCAGAGAAAGACAGAGGAACAGGCUGAAGGCUUUAUUAAAGAGCUGGAACAGGAAAUCUCUGAGCUGAAGAAGAGGAGCUCUGAGGUGGAGCAGCUCUCACAGUCUGAAGACCACCUUCACUUCCUCCGAAGCUUCUUGUCCUUGAGCACCGCUCCACCCACCAAGGACUGGACAGAAGUCAAUGUCUGUCCAACUACAUUUAAGGGGACAGUGAGGAGAGCUGUGAAUCAGCUGGAGGAGACACUUCAUGAAGAGAUAACGAACCUGUUUAAGGCUGAGCUGAAGAGGGUCCAGCAGUAUGCAGUGGAUGUGACACUUGAUCCUGAUACAGCACAUGGCUGGCUCAUCAUUUCUGAUGAUGGAAAACAAGUUAAACAUGGUUAUAUAAAGAAGGAUCUCCCAGACAAUCCAGAGAGAUUUGAUUCUUUUUUUGCUGUGUUAGCAGAGCAGAGUUUCUCCUCAGGAAGAUUUUACUUUGAGGUUCAGGUUAAAGGGAAGACUCACUGGACUUUAGGAGUGGCCAGAGAGUCAGUCAACAGAAAGGGAGAGAUCACACUGUUAUCACAGAAUGGUUACUGGACGAUUUCUAAGAGGACCGAAAAUGUGUACUGUGCUGAGGAUGAUGAUUUUAAAGUCAGUCUCUCUCUGAAGUCUCAGCCUGAAAAGGUGGGAGUGUUUGUGGAUUAUGAGGAGGGUCUGGCCUCCUUUUAUGACGUUGAUUCUGCAGCUCUCAUCCAUGCUUUUACUGGCUGUUCCUUCACUGAGAAACUCUACCCACUUUUCUGUCCUUCUUAUGUCAUCUACCGAUCAUUCUUCCAGUAUAUGGAUAGAAACACUGCCCCAAUGAUCAUCUCUCCUGUCAGUCACACUGAGUAGAACAACCAUUUGAUUUUCAACAGACAGAUUCACUAACAUUUAACGUCACAAAUGUAAAUUCUUCCUCCACUCUAUUAGGUACACCUCUUAACGCACAGAGCUAAUCAGCCAAUCACAUGGCACCAACUCAAUGCAUUUAGACAUGUAGACAUGGUCAAGACCACCUGUUGAAGUUCAAACGAGCAUCAGAAUAGGGAAGAAAGGUGAUUUAAGUGACUUUGAACGUGCCGUGGUUGUUGGUGCCAGACGGGCUGGUCUGAGUAUUUCAGAAACUGCUGAUCUACUGGGAUUUUCACACACAACCAUCUCUAGGGUUUACAGAGGAUGGUCCCAAAAAGAGAAAAUAUUCAGUGAGCAGUAGUUCUCUGGGUGAAAAUGCCUUGUUGAUGCCAGCAGAAGACCACACCAGGUGAGACUCCAGUCAGCUAACAACAGGAAACUGAGGCUACAAUUCACA
Messenger RNA from Epinephelus moara (kelp grouper), 2329 nucleotides. Its product is annotated as zinc finger protein RFP-like. The transcript is spliced from 2 exons. The record is from RefSeq and is a predicted model, not a curated record. Bases 211 to 1872 code for a protein of 553 amino acids. Gene Ontology annotation, molecular function: protein binding; zinc ion binding. NCBI's taxonomy places the organism in Eukaryota, Metazoa, Chordata, Actinopteri, Perciformes, Serranidae.